Messenger RNA from Tilletiaria anomala UBC 951, 654 nucleotides. RefSeq lists its product as uncharacterized. The transcript is spliced from 2 exons. The record is from RefSeq and is a predicted model, not a curated record. Bases 120 to 575 code for a protein of 151 amino acids. Lineage: Eukaryota; Fungi; Basidiomycota; Exobasidiomycetes; Georgefischeriales; Tilletiariaceae.
CAAGCCCUGCUCGACGGCGCACAUUCACCCCGGUUCGAGCAGGAUUCAUCGCCAUAGACGAUACUAUCCCCUUUUGAUUCUGUCCACGGGCACACCGCUAGCCGUCAGCCCACAAGGAAAUGGGCCCCAUAGAUAUUCUCGGUGCCAAACCCCUUGCGAGCCGACUUAGCGUCGCCCCUGCUCCUACUGACCCAUUCGCACGCAGCAUCGGCAUCAUUAGCACCGGCAUUGGAAGCAGAAUGACGCCAUCCCCGCCCGAGUCGGCAGGGCCGGUGACGCCAGAGUCGACAUCAGCAUCUUCGCUAGCUUCUUCCUCUUGCUCGUCCUCCUUGGUGGGGACCAUGGCUGCGGACAGCUUGGCGGCCGCCAAGGUCGCUGCAUAUGGACCCCUAACAGGGCCGCCGGGUGGCACGCUCAACAAGUACACAGAAUCGAGACGCUUGUCGUUCUCCGAGGGUCGCAAGCCGAAUCUCACGUUCACACUCUCUGAUGACACAAAAGCAGAAUGGUCUGCCUCCAUCAUAAUGGCCAAUCAGAGAUCCGCUUCCUUUGGAUGUAAACCUCCUACAGGGUAAUUUCCGACGCGGCAAGGCUACCGCCUAGCACGGGCAGGCGAGGAAUACCUGCGCCGCCGCCAAAGCCAGAGGAAAUCAC